This is a messenger RNA of Cryphonectria parasitica EP155, 1359 nucleotides long. RefSeq lists its product as uncharacterized. The coding region runs from base 1 to 1359 and encodes 452 amino acids. Gene Ontology annotation, biological process: phospholipid transport; establishment of mitochondrion localization; mitochondrial outer membrane translocase complex assembly. The transcript has 4 exons. Gene Ontology annotation, cellular component: ERMES complex; SAM complex. The record is from RefSeq and is a predicted model, not a curated record. NCBI's taxonomy places the organism in Eukaryota, Fungi, Ascomycota, Sordariomycetes, Diaporthales, Cryphonectriaceae.
AUGCGCGACUUCAUCGACUACCUCCAAGAGGCCUUUAUCACAUCCAGUGGAGCUGACAAGGAAACUCAGUAUUCAAAUCUAGACCUCACAGCUCGCUCUCUCCUGGGCUUCCAGACACCCACUGGCUCACGCAUCACCCUCUCCUCUUUUGUGCGCCCCAAAUUCGGCACCAGCUACAGUAUCGGCAUCAAGGAUGGCUGGAUCUCCUACCUGUACUCCACCCACCCCCUCAGCCCUGACAUCGUCUCCAGCUCCGACAAGAUCCCUCUCCCCAACCUGCUCAGGUGCUACCGGUCCCUGUCCACACAGGCUAUCCGCCAUGCCGUCGGGCACAAACUGGUCUAUGGGAGACUGUACCUGCCGCAAUCUCGCCUGGAGGCGCUGCUCUCCACGAGAAUCUCGCCCCAGGUGAACCUGGCACUGAGGGCUGUAAGCCAGGAGAACCUGCGACACGGCGGGACCCUCUUAGGCCUGGCGUCGUGGGACGACACCGCAGGACGGUUUGGGGUCGAGACGCUCGCAUCCAGUGACGGGGGCGUGCUUGGCCUCCGUGGUCUGUGGAAUGUGACGAACACGGCGUCUUCAGAGACCAGCGAUAUCCUUGAAUCACAUCAACCGCCUCUCGCAUCAACAUCGUCACCCGGGGCUGCGACUGACGCCUCCUCUGGUGAUAAGGAACGUAUCAAUGGCCGUUUCAGCGCAGGCGGGGAAAUCUACUACGGCACACUGAACAAGAGCGGCGGACUCAGCCUGGGUGGCCGGUUCCAGACCCUUCCGACGCACCAUGGCACACCGCUGACCGCAACGCUGACGUUCAACCUGGUGGGCCAUAUGAGUGCGACCUAUGCGGUGAUGGCGGGCGACUGGACCCUCGCAUCGCAGUUUGGCUUUAAUCUGUACAGCUACGAGAGUAAUUGGGCGGUGGGGAUGGAGCUUUGGAAUAAGAGGAAGCCUAGAGCGCAAGUUGAUGGUGGCGCGACCGCAGCCGUGACGGAUACAGAGAUCCUGAAGAAUGACUCGUUUGCUUCUGUGACGAGGGUAACGCCGACCAAGAGGCUGAGAGAGCGCAGCUUCCAGGCGAAGAUGGAGUGGAGGCUGGAUGAUGAUGAAGUUGAUGUCCACACAGGUGGCCCAGCAGGUGUCGCCACAGCAGACAUACACAGCAACCCAAGGGAACAACUAGAGGAUGACUUCCCGGCAGGUGUGUUCAGGUGUCGCUGCGACCAAAACAUGAGGGUGGGCCUCAUGUACGAAGGCCGGUACAAAUCCCUGCUCUUCAGCCUGGGGACAGAUGUGGACUUGAAGAAGCUAGAUGCGCCGUUCAGGGGACUUGGCCUGGCAGUCCAGUACUCUUCCUGA